UGUAUGUAUUGUACAGUACUUGUUAAAAAAAAAAACACACAGAGAGACACGGUGAGUGUGUGAUAGAAGGAAGUUAGUAAGUUGUUAUUUUGAUUUGUUAAUUUUGGGAUGGAGAAGAAACACAGAUGCAAGCUCUGUUUCAGAAAAUUCGCGAACGGGAGAGCUCUAGGCGGGCACAUGAGAUCUCACAUGAUGAAGUUUUACGCAGAGGAUUCGCUGCCGUCGUCGCCGGUGAGAUCGAUCUCGGACACGACGCCGGAGGAACACGUGGCGCGCUGCCUGAUGAUGAUGUCAAGGGACACGUGGCACCGGAGAUAUGAGGAAGAAGGCGAACAGAAAGUAAUUGUGAAGAAUAAAUAUAGGUGCGAGGAAUGCAAGAAGCUGUUCCGGUCGUAUCAAGCAUUGGGCGGUCACAGAGCCAGUCACAAAAAGAUCAAAGUCGGCGGCGUUAAGAAUCACCAGUGCCCCUUCUGCCGCAGGAUUUUUCCGUCGGGGCAAGCGCUUGGCGGCCACAAGAGAUCGCAUUUCCUCCAGAAUUCGUCAAGAAUUUCUCAGGUUUUGAGCAUAGAUCUGAAUUUGCCGGCGCCGGUUGACGAUGAUGAAGGGACCCAAAUUGCGAUUUCAAUUUUGAGGUAAAAACUUAAAUGGAUGUAUGUUACUGUAAGUGUAACUACUAGCUGAAUUUUGCAUUAA
Molecule: messenger RNA, 693 nt
Organism: Salvia splendens (bonfire salvia)
Lineage: Eukaryota; Viridiplantae; Streptophyta; Magnoliopsida; Lamiales; Lamiaceae
Product: zinc finger protein ZAT4
Exons: 1
Coding region: 109-636 (175 amino acids)
Biological process (GO): regulation of DNA-templated transcription
Source: RefSeq, a predicted model, not a curated record